Molecule: messenger RNA, 948 nt
Organism: Penicillium digitatum Pd1
Lineage: Eukaryota; Fungi; Ascomycota; Eurotiomycetes; Eurotiales; Aspergillaceae
Product: Short-chain dehydrogenase/reductase SDR
Molecular function (GO): oxidoreductase activity
Source: RefSeq, a predicted model, not a curated record
AUGUCUUCUUUGACUAUCACCGAACAAUCUAUCCCCCCACUAGACGGUACCGUCGCCAUUAUCACAGGAGGGUCAUCUGGAAUUGGCUAUGCCACCGCUCAGGUCCUCACCAGCAAAGGAGCCACCGUUCACAUCCUCGAUCGGAACAGUCCAAGAGAUGACGACGCUGAGUCCUAUCGGCACAACCCGCGUCUGGUAGUGCACAAAUGCGACGUCUCCAAAUGGGCCGAUCUCUGUGGGGCUUUCGACUCGAUCGGGCCGGUCCAUCUCGUCUUCGCCAAUGCAGGCAUUUCCGAGUCGACAAAUUACUUUGCGGACACAUGGGAUGCGGCCACGGGGUUGUUGGAGGAGCCAACGUACGACGUACUUGACACCAACCUCCGGGCGGCCAUGAAUGUAGUCAAAUUGACGUGGAGCUCCAUGAAGCGGCACCAAAUUAAGGGCAGUAUUGUCAUAACCACCAGUGCCACCGCCUAUGCACCGGAACAAACCUUGCCUGUCUAUGCGGCGGGGAAAUUGGCACUGGUCGGUCUCAUCCGCGCACUUCGAUCCGUGACCAUCCAAGACGGCAUCACCAUCAACGGUGUCGCCCCGGCGGCCACCAUCACUAGCCUUCUUCCCGCCCACCUCGCCGCUCCGAUUAUCGCUCACGGCUUACCGGUUAGCUCAGCCCACUUUGUGGGGUUGGCUAUGGCAUACUCGGCCACGGCCACUCAGCCCCGGCGCGUCGACGUUUAUGGCAAGGAGACGGAGGCCGAACGAUACCCAACCACCACCUCCCAGGAGAAGGAGGAACGAUGGAAUGGGCGCAUCAUCUUGACCCUGGGGGACUGUUAUACUGAACUGGAGGAACCUAUCGCGGAUCUUCGGCCGUUCUGGUUUGGCCGGGAGAAUCUGGCUCUUACUCGGUUGCAGCAGGCCGCGACUGACUUUCGGCAGAAGACAUAG